Messenger RNA from Oryza sativa Japonica Group (Japanese rice), 1901 nucleotides. The record is from RefSeq and is a predicted model, not a curated record. NCBI's taxonomy places the organism in Eukaryota, Viridiplantae, Streptophyta, Magnoliopsida, Poales, Poaceae.
CAGCAACUGGCGCAGUGGAGACUGGAGAGGCACAGCAACGGCAGCGCGGGGGUCGCGCGGGUCCAUCGGAUCGGGAGCGCGCGGCGAGGCAGGCGGGGUCGCCACCACCUGUCGCGACGCGACCGCGGGGGGCGCGCGUCUCCUUCCUUCCUCCCCUCACCUCACGCUGCCUCCCUCCCAUCCCCUUCGCCCUCCUGUCCGCCUCGCUCCCCGCUCCCUCUCGCUCUCGCUCUCGCCUUCUCGCCACCGAUCCAUCCGCCCCCGUGGCGCGCCGCCCAUGUCGUCGUCGGUGUCCUCCGUGCGCCUCCCGCUGCGGGCGGCUCCUCCCCUCUACGGCCGCCGCGAGUGGAGGGCCGAUGGGGCCCGGGCGCCGUCUCCCGCGCUCGUCGCCGUGAAGCCGCUGUCGUGCAGGGCGCCCGCGUCGUACCGCUCCGCGCUGCUCCUCCACCGCCGCCGCCGGUACGCGCUGCCCCCGGUUGCCGCCACCGCCACCUCCAAGCCCGUCCUCAAGGACCCGAAGAAGUAUCAGGAAUGGGACUCUCUGACGGCCAAGUUCGCCGGCGCCGCCAAUGUCCCCUUCCUCCUCCUGCAGCUUCCCCAGAUCAUCCUCAACGCCCGUAACCUCCUCGCCGGCAACAAAACCGCGCUCUUCGCCGUCCCAUGGCUCGGGAUGCUCACCGGGCUGCUCGGGAACCUGUCGCUGCUGUCCUAUUUCGCUAAGAAGAAGGAGACGGGGGCGGUCAUCGUGCAGACCUUGGGCGUCAUCUCCACCUAUGUAGUCAUUGCCCAGCUCGCCAUGGCAGAGUCCAUGCCAUUGCCACAGUUCGUGGCCACUUCAGCCGUUGUGGCCGCUGGGCUGCUCCUGAACUUCCUCAAUUACUUUGGGUGGCUCCCGGGAACACUCUGGCUGCUGUGGGAGGAUUUCAUCACAAUAGGUGGCCUUGCAGUGCUUCCUCAGGUUAUGUGGUCAACAUUUGUCCCCUUCAUCCCCAAUAGCUUACUGCCUGGCAUAAUCUCUGGUUCUUUGGCUGCCACAGCUGUCGUAAUGGCAAGAAUGGGAAAGCUUUCUAAGGGAGGGAUUAACUUUGUUGGAUCAUUAUCUGGCUGGACGGCCACACUUCUCUUCAUGUGGAUGCCAGUUGCGCAGAUGUGGACAAAUUACCUCAACCCAAGUAACAUCAAAGGGUUGUCAGCUUUCACUAUGUUGCUUGCAAUGAUUGGAAAUGGACUUAUGAUUCCUCGUGCUGUAUUUAUCAGAGAUCUCAUGUGGUUCACUGGUUCUGCCUGGGCAUCUUUCCUACAGGGUUGGGGUAACUUGGCCUGCAUGUACUGCUUCGAUAGCAUCAGCAGAGAAUCUUUCUUGGCAACAACAUUUGGACUUCUUCUGUGGCUAGGAUUUACUCUCUGGAGAGAUACCAUUGCCCAUGGCAACAGCUCACCCGUGACUUCUUUGAAGGAACUUCUUUUCGGAAAGUGAAUAGAACUCCAUUAUGUCCAUAUUCAGCAGCAAACUGCUGCCAGGCAGGAAGCUCUCCUACAAUAAUUAAUGGUGACCGGCAAGAACCUGUUCGACAUUGGCAUUAUUGAGGUGAAGCACUCUGGUCGACAACCUAUUGUCGUGGUGAAACUGGAACCUCCCAGCUUGCUGCUUGCAGAAAGUGGCAUGUGCUCCUACAGAAAUUACCAGGUGGCCAGCUUGUGCAUCUGGCAGAGAAGGGUACAGUGUGUAGCUUUUCUUCUUUUUUUUUUUUGUAAGAAAGAACUUUAUGUUUCUCCUCUUGAAUAAGACUGUCAGGUCAUGCUGGUAUGGGAAAAUGCAAACCACUGGCCAUUGGGUCAUUGGUGAUGUCCAGCAGCUUCAGCCGAUUCGAUUCCUGGUGAUUUAUGCUUUCUUGAUUAUU